GUUUUAAAUUCGAAGCUAAAUUGCGGAAUUAUCACAGGAGUAAUCUGUGUACCUGAAAAAUAACGACGAUGGCGGUGUUACAAAUGCUACUUCUGCUCUGUGCUGGAAGUUCACUUGCAGAAGAUUUAUUUUCACCAAAUGUGAACAUUAUUGCUGAGCUCGAGAAACUGAAAACCAUGGAUGAAAGGAUAAAAAAAUUAGAAGAAACACUGUCCAAAGUAUCGAGUGAGAAUGAAGCUUUGAAAACUACAGUCCAUGAUUUACAAAAUAAGCUUGAGUCUUUCCAAAAAGAGAAUGAAGUCAAAAAGGUUGCCUUUUCUGUUGGACUUCUGGAAUCUGGAACAGGACACACUGGGCCAACUAACUCUCAAAAAACUCUAGUCUACAAAAAAGUCUUUAGCAAUAUUGGCGGUGCUUAUGACUCAAAUACUGGUAUUUUCACAGCACCAAUCAAAGGAGCCUAUUACUUCAGAUUUUAUGGUCAUUGUCAUGGUGGAACAACAAUGGCAGUCAGUCUCUUGAAGAACGGUGCAACCCAGUGCUCUCUGCAUGCUUGGAAGCCUACCUCCAAUGGAAAUGCCAGCAAUGGUGUGGUUCUCACACUGGAGAUUGGGGAUCAAAUUUCUACAAAUCUUUGGGCAAACACCUGGAUUUAUGAUGACCCAGCAAGUUACACCAGUUUUGGUGGUUUUCUGAUUUUCCCCUUGUGAAUGUUUGAAUCUUGUACCUCAUAUCCAGUGCAGGAUGCAAUGUGAAACAAUUAUUGUAAUGGAACUUAAUUGUUCCUGUAUAAGUAAACUGCAUUCUAGUAAAGAAGAGGCAUAAGUAUGAGGAGAUCAUUGGUCUUUAGUUAGCCUACAAAAAAAAAAAAAAAAAAAAUAAAAUAAAAUACUAGAAAAAUAAAAGGUGUUAAAAUGCUUUUUGGCAUUUAGGUUUUGAGAGUAGCACUUUCCAUAUUUCUAAUCUAUCAAUUGCUGAACAUUAAAAUGUAAAUUAAAAGCAAAUAUGUCAA
Carassius gibelio (silver crucian carp) is the source of this 1012-nucleotide messenger RNA. RefSeq names its product complement component 1, q subcomponent-like 4 like (gene c1ql4l). The coding region runs from base 69 to 710 and encodes 213 amino acids. The transcript is spliced from 5 exons. Gene Ontology annotation, molecular function: protein binding. The record is from RefSeq and is a predicted model, not a curated record. NCBI's taxonomy places the organism in Eukaryota, Metazoa, Chordata, Actinopteri, Cypriniformes, Cyprinidae.